AUGGAUUAUUUUGGCAUUGAAUAUGAUCAAAAAGUGGAAGAGAUUAAACAUCAAGAGAAUAAACGUAAAGCAUUAUUAUCCUCAUCAUCAUCAUCGACCGUAUCGGAAAAUAUCAUUGAUGAUCAAUAUUUCAAUGGUGUUGAUAAUCAUCAAUUAAGCAAUGCUACUACUACUACUACUACUACUAAACACAAAGUGAACAUCAAAUCGAUACUUCAGCCAAAUGUAUUAUUACAUUUGAAUGAUUUAUGUGAAAUUGAUUCACAGUAUUUUGGCUCCACAGGAUCCAAUCUAAAUCUAAUGGAACAGAUCAGUUCAACAAUCAACAAUGAUUAUAAUAAACCAUCAUUGAUCAUUUCAAAGCCUAAAAAGGUAAAGACUGCUAAAAAGCAUACUCUUCAAUCUUCUACCACUACUACUACUACUAGUACUACUAAUAUUCUAUCUAAAAGUAAUAUAAAUCGAACAAAAGCAAAAUUAGUUGAUAAAGUGAAAACUGAUCUAAUUGAUGAAAAUUUACAUGGAUAUAAUAAUGAUGAUUUAUUGGAAUUUGAAGAAAAUCUUCAUCAUCAUGAUCACAAAGAUGAUGUUGAAUAUGGUGCAGAUGCACUUAAAAUUAUUCGACAAAGAACCGGUUUAAAUUUAUACACUGGUACUACCUUAGACAUACCAUCAAAUAAAAAGAAAUCAUCAAUUCCAGUGAAAUUAGACAGUCAAGGAUAUCGUGUCCCAGAUGAGGAUCCAUAUAAAUUUGAUUUAUUAACCGAAGAAGAAGCUGCCACAGUGCUGUACAAAUCAAUUAUAGAAAUAAGAGAAAAUGUGAUCAUUAUGAAUAAACCACGUGGAAUAGCAUCACAACCUGGAAAUGAUUGUAAAUACAAUAUUGUUGAUUUAUUACCCUGUUUGGAAUCAAUCAUUAGAAAACGAAAUCAUUGUGAUAGCAAAGUAGAACAACAACAACAACAACAACAACAACGAAUUGAUGAAUUAUCAACUGUACAUCGAUUAGAUAAAGAUUCUAGUGGAAUAAUGUUAAUAGCUAGAAAUCGAGAUGCUGCAUUAAAACUUCAAGAAGCAUUUGCAAGACGUUGGAUUAAAAAAGAUUAUUUAUGCAUUACAGUUGGUAUACCAAGAUCAGAUUAUGGUUAUAUUCAAUUACCAUUGAUUGAAAGAAAUUUCAAUGGAAUUCGUAAAAUGUGUACUCCUCAAUUAAAUCGUCAUCUACAAGAAUUAACUUGUCAACAAACACAAUUAGAUGUGAAUAAUGAAUUAAAUGAAUAUGAUGUAACUGAUGCUUUCUCUGUGUUGUAUGAUAAAAUGCAAACAAAUAAUAAUCAACCAACUACAUGGUAUCAUUUAAUUGAUAAACAAAACAAUGCUGCAUUAUUACAAUGUUCCACAUUGACUGGUAUAAAACAUCAAGUUCGUGCUCAUUUAGCAUUUGGUCUACAAACUCCAAUACUUGGUGAUCAUAAAUAUUCUCAUGCAGAAUAUUUAGCUCCACAACGUUUACCAAAAUGUUUAUUAGAAGCACUUCAUGUUAGACAAUCAAAAGUACGUUAUUUAAGCUUACAUUUACAUGCUUCAACGUUACAUCUUCAUCUACCAUCAACACAAUCAACAUCUUUAAAUUUUAGUAGUAGUAGUAGUAGUAGUAGUAAUAGUAGUAAUGAAGGAUUUUUUGAUUUUAUUCGACCAAUUGAUCAUUCUCAUCGUAGUAAAUCUAUCAAUAAUAAUAGUUCUUCAAAAAAUCCAUUAAAAUUCUAUGCUCCAUUACCUAAUCAUUUUCGAGAAAAUUUAAAACGUAUCGGAUUAAAAUUACCGCAUUAUUUAAAAUGUUUACAUUAAAUUAGUUAGAUAGAUAAGGUUAAUGAAUGUUUAAAUAUGAUGAAUGAGUAUGUUGUAUACAAUAGUAUUCCUUUACAUUUGUACUUGUAUAGGUUUUAAUUGUUUUCCAGUUGAUUGUAACUAUUUCACUCUGUGUUAAUUGAUAUUGAUUGUUUUGUGUGCAUUCAUACAUACAAGCAAGUUUUGUAUAAUUCACAGGGAUAUUAUUCAACAAUUAAUCAAUCAACUGUACUCUUAUGCAUAUUUUG
Molecule: messenger RNA, 2096 nt
Organism: Schistosoma turkestanicum
Lineage: Eukaryota; Metazoa; Platyhelminthes; Trematoda; Strigeidida; Schistosomatidae
Source: the annotation of a GenBank genome assembly